GCCUCCCUGGAUUGGACGUGGUGGUACAUGGUCAAUUCCUUCCCGUCUGAAUUUAGAGAUCCUUUCACACCUCCGCUGAACACCACGCUCCUGGAUUGAUAUUUUUAUUUUUAUUUUUAUUUUUCGCGCCAAAGUCGACUCUGCUUGGCUGACGAGACGCGAGGGACAGUCCAAUAUCCGUUGAAGAAGAAGGGGCCAGAAGGCGAAUCAUAAUCCGCAGAGCGUCCAAGGGUGCGUGCGGGAGCGUCACCCAGGUGUAUCCACCGGGCCAUCUUCCACGGUUGAACGGCGCGAGUGGCUCUCUGACUAGCGUUUGCUGUUUCUCGCCAGCACCAAAAGGAAACAUCCCAACACCCUUCCCUCCACCGCCCGCCGCCGCCGCCGCCGCCGCCGGCCGCCCACCCACCCACCACACACGCCCUCCCCCAGCCUCCACAUUUUUGCUUGAGCCCACAGUCGUUCACGCUGCCUGAACUUACAGCAAAGUAUUAUCGGACGAGCGCAGAUUCAGCCAAAAAGCGCAGCAAAUCAAGAGAUCAAAAAGAAGUAAAAUAAAAGGGAAAAAAAAAGAAAGCGUGAACCUCCUACGACUCGUCACGACUGCUACGAAUGAUAUUUCAUGCUUGGUUGCGUUGUUGCGUUCUCGUCGCCUAAUCUCUCGACCCGCAGUCAAUGUACUCAGUCCACCAAGUACCAAACAUCGAAAGCUCUUCCGGUCUCGUUUGACAUUUCUGGGAAAUACCAAGACGCGACUUGACUGACCGCUCCUUGACAAGGAUACCAAACAAGUGCUUCCGUGUACAAUUACCUACGAUUGCAUUUGAAUUUUUCUGAGCGUUGUGUAUGCUUUCACGUUAUUGACGAGGCCGGGUUAGAUCAUUUGACCUAGAACUUUGUUGCUGUUAUAUUGAAUGAGCUCCGAAGAACGCGACACGUUGCUACUUUGAGUGGCAUUGCUGAAGAGCCAGUUGAUAUUCGACGCCUACGAGACUCACGAUCCAUAUACGAUCCUCGCUUCGCCCUAAUUUUUCCUUCGCGACCAUCGCUCGUUUGAAGGACCUGCUAUCCAUUACCAAUUUCUGUCCAAAGAAGUUUCGUUUCGGACCGGAAAGCUGGAGCUGCCGUCGAUAUCCCAGGUUCACACCCGCAACCCCGUUGAUAUCCCGUUUUACAAUCAUCACGCGUCUCAAAGACCUCUCUUUGGUGCUGACAGGUUGCGAUCUCUGUGUCUUCCUGACCCGCAGCUGACGGUCCUGGGAGGAAACCCAUCAAUCUCGGGCUUAAAGCACGACGUUUCUGGGUCACCUACGUCAAUUCCCGCAGCAACACAUCCUGGUGGUCCAGGAUCUGAGCUUUCAAGCCACUCUCCGCCUCUAUCUGAGCCGAAAGUAUCUCAGUCAUCAUUGGCUGAGAGGACUGGAGGGGUCAAUCACAGGCCUCCUUUGGAAUCCACGCGCCAGACAGAUUACGUGGGCGCAGGGGAGAGUUAUCUCCAGAGUUCAACGAAUUUGGGAACCAUGAACCAAACUCAGUCGUAUAUGGACGUACAUUCGUCACAUUUACCUUCGGCGCAGGCAUAUACGUCCCAACCCGGGGCUGUUGAAACACUAUCACACUAUCCGUAUCAACAGCCUCCUCUUUUACAGCCUGGACCCACCGCUUAUGCACCAACGACCAGCGCAUACCCGUAUGGUUAUUCGAACCCUGUUACCUCCCCUCAGUCAAGCAGCCAACCAGUGACAAAUUCCCUCGCUCCACAUGCUCCUGCUCAGAUUUUACCUUUACCUGCUAUGACGACUGCUCCAAAUCCCCAUGGAUAUGCUGGAUCUAAUACCCAUACUCCGCCUUAUAAUGUGCCUCAUACUUUCGACACUACCGGCCAGGUAGCGCCUCCAGGAAUGAAACCAAGAGUGACUGCCACACUUUGGGAAGAUGAGGGUACUCUAUGUUUUCAAGUGGAAGCGAAGGGCGUCUGUGUCGCUCGUAGAGAAGAUAACCACAUGAUCAAUGGUACUAAAUUGUUAAAUGUUGCUGGGAUGACCAGAGGAAGGAGGGAUGGUAUUCUUAAGAGUGAAAAGGUCCGGCAUGUGGUUAAAAUCGGGCCCAUGCAUCUCAAGGGUGUCUGGAUUCCCUUUGAGCGUGCCCUUGAAUUUGCCAAUAAAGAGAAAAUUACAGACUUGCUUUACCCGCUGUUUGUUCAUAACAUUGGAGGUCUUUUGUACCAUCCAUCGAAUCAAACGAGGCCGAACUCGAUUGUUGCAGCCACUGAACGAAGACGGAUUGAGGCAAACCAGCAACAGAGUCGCUCUGUCCAAGGACCGCAACCACCACCAUUGCACCACCAUCACUCCAUGCACAACCCUGUUACUUCACAAGUUACCCAACCUUCCAGCCAGGCUCUCAUUCCUGCUGGUCGACCAAGUUUUGAACGUGCCCACACAUUUCCGACUCCUCCUGCGAGUGCCUCUAGUCUGGUGGGCGUGACAAAUCAGGGCAGCUCUUAUGAUUGGGCUGGAAAUGUCCAUAAUUCGCAUGCGUUAUCAAUUGAGACGGGAUUGGGUAAUUCGAGGUCGAUGCCAACCACUCCCGCAACAACACCUCCAAGCUCCAACUUGCAAAGCAUGCAAUCGUACCAAAGCCAGCAGACAUAUGACUCCAAACCAUAUUACCCUUCCGCCCCCUCCAGCCAGCCCCCCUUUACCUCACAACAGCCAACCGCUACCCAGAAUAUGUCCAGCCAGGGAAAUGGGCAAGUGACCCAUGGUACAGCAGUAGGAGAGGGAGGACAAGAGCAUGAGAGUGAAUAUAUCAACGACACCAACGGUCCCUAUAGCGGCAAUCGUGGAUCUUACAAUUACAGCACUGGUCAUUCUAGCAGCAAUUUGCAUGGAGAGCCUACCCAUUUAUCCUCCGAUAUUACGAACUCGGCGUCCAGCACAAAUGGGACUGAUAGGAUAGGUUCAAGGCCAAGUGCACAGAGCCAGUGGACACCCGGUUACUCAACUCCACGCCUCGGACCGCCCAGCAGCCUAUAUAAUGUUGUCAGUGAUACAAGGAGCACUCCCGCAAACGGUCCUGGGGGAGAUACUUACUCUGCUUCGUCAAACUCGGCGUCUGUCUACCCGUCUUCGGGUUUGAACGGUUCCGGUAAGCGUUCCAGGGACGAUGACGAUCAAGAGGAAACUUCCCGAGCCGACAGCCAACAUUGCGAAGUUAGUUACGAGCACAAACGGCGAAAAACACUUACCGAAAACCCUAUCGGGGGCCCCGUGGGCGGCGCAUCGCUUGCUCUCCAGAGCUUGAAGAAUGGGGGUAUGCCACGCCGCCGUUAAGAACCAUCGGGUACUCGCACCACCCUAUGGUGAUUAUAUGGUGAACCGGAAAUUUACCAUGGUCAGAUGGGUUCGUUCUCCUCUCCUCAGCUCUCGAACCACCUUUUUCAGCGGCGACGUACCACGGUCCCUGUCAUCAUGUUUCCGCUAUCAUUUAGUGGUGUGGCGAGAAAUUAUAAUUGCGAAUUCAGUAAUCGGACUAUUUUUGAACGCUACCUCACGAUGCAUCUAUUCAAUCCGUUGCUGACAUUAUAUUCCUCAAAGUCUCGGCUACUUACAUCGUUGUCGGUAGUCGCGAAAUCGAGAGUCAAUCCCUAGAGUUUAAGGGACAGCAGCCCAAUAUAUCGCUUUAUACAGUUACUAUGCCUCCCCUUUACUGCCGAGUUUCUCGGGAUAUUAAAUGAUCGUGAUAUUCAGCCUAGCCAUGUAAUCAAGGCGAUGUUGUGCUCUUUUCUCUUGAAGAUCGUGGAUUAAGCACUGGCUCGUUGAAAUAUUUGUCUUCGCGUUCUCACUUAUUGUCUCUUCCUUCUCCACACUAAACUGUCUCAACCUCUACAAUUCACCUUUUGCUGUUCAAUCCUCACCGCUUAUCAUUCGUCAUUUAUAAAACAAAAAAAUUGAUGAUGAUGAUGACACGAAUCUCCUUGAUACAGAUGUUUUGUCUUCUGCUCAGCAAGCCUUUACUCUUUAGAUCGAGGCUGGUCAUCUGGUUUUCCGCACUCGAAUUUCUACUAAUUCUUCACUUUGAUGACUCGCAUGAGGAAACGCUCGAUGAAUCUGCUACCCGGCUCUGUUAUGUUCCAGUCAGCGAGUUAUUCAAAAAGCGACUACACUUCCGAUGCAUUGGUGAUGCUUAUGAACUGGAGCGAAGAAUACUUUUUGUCUUUUCUAUGAAAGAAUUCCUCUUUGUUUGUUUUCUUCUUACAAGCCACUUUUACCUUUCUACUUCAAGAACGGUUUUUUUCCUGAUCGGUCCCUUCCGCUGCAUCUUUUUUGUUCCCCUUCCAACUAUACUCUCGUAUUUUUUUUUUUUUUUAAAGUCUCUCUGAUGGGCCUGGUUGGUGCAGAUUUUGGAUUAAGGUGCGGUAUUUCCAUGUUCGUUUUAUCCUUUCGCCAUGUCAUAGAUCAAUGGGUGAAUGAAUGAAUGAUAUCAUGGCCUUUUCAAUUCAAACCAUCCUGUGUUUUUGUAUUCUUGUAGUUAUCUCUCGAUCUGUGUGUUGUUGGGCAUAACCGGCAUUUCACUCUGACAGCUCGCAAUGCCAUUGAAUUUCUGAUCGUUGUA
Molecule: messenger RNA, 4614 nt
Organism: Coccidioides immitis RS
Lineage: Eukaryota; Fungi; Ascomycota; Eurotiomycetes; Onygenales; Onygenaceae
Product: cell pattern formation-associated protein
Exons: 7
Coding region: 1518-3332 (604 amino acids)
Biological process (GO): positive regulation of transcription by RNA polymerase II
Cellular component (GO): nucleus
Molecular function (GO): DNA-binding transcription factor activity; sequence-specific DNA binding
Source: RefSeq, a predicted model, not a curated record